Molecule: messenger RNA, 930 nt
Organism: Pollicipes pollicipes
Lineage: Eukaryota; Metazoa; Arthropoda; Thecostraca; Pollicipedomorpha; Pollicipedidae
Product: interferon regulatory factor 2-binding protein 2-A-like
Biological process (GO): regulation of transcription by RNA polymerase II
Cellular component (GO): nucleus
Molecular function (GO): transcription corepressor activity
Source: RefSeq, a predicted model, not a curated record
AUGGACGCGCACGCCGCGUGGGCGUGCCUCCGACUAAUAUACGCCAGCGCGGCGCACUCGGUCCGGCCCGAUUCCGAGUGGUUCGGCCGCGUCAUCGGCCGGCCGGCGUACGCUCCGAUGGUGCCGGUCCCGAUGAACGGUCUGGCCGUGUCGACGUCGGCGGCGGCGGCGGCCGUGACGCGGACCUCGCCGCCGGGCCACGGGCCGGCCGGCGCGGGCGCCUCGCCGAUGGCGGCGCUGCAGGAGCUGAUGCCGCCCGGCUCGCCGCGCAACAGCGGCAGUCCCGGCUCCUCGACGCGCUCCGUGUCGAGGAGCUCACAGCACUCGCCCAACUCGUCGGGUAGCGCGCCACCACCUGGCGCCGUGUCGGCCGGCCGGCGCUCCUCCACCUCGCGCCACGCCGCCUCUGAGGGCGUGGUGGCCGAGCAGGGCGUGGCCACCUCCACCGUCACCGACCCCGUGCCGAACGCGCUGCUCAAGUGCACGCUCUGUCAGGAGCGGCUGGAGGACACGCACUUCGUGCAGUGCCCCUCCAAGAGCCACCACAAGUUCUGCUUCCCGUGCUCGCGCGAGAGCAUCAAGCGACAGGGCGUCGGCUCGGAGGUUGUACUGCCCCAGCGGGCGAGAAGUGCCCCGCUGCAGGACUCGAACGUGCCCUGGGCCUUCAUGCAGAACGAAAUCUCCACCAUCCUCGGCGAGGACCCGCCAGUCAAAAAGGAGCGAGAACCGUGGACGUGGGCGGGCGAUGCCCAGUUGUUGAGCUCUUGGGAGGCGCUGCGGAAGCCGAAGCAGCCCGGCCAUGACUCGCUCACCCCUGAUGGGCGGAGGGCGGCGGGCAGCUGGGAGACGCGGCUGACCUGGGAAAGGGAGCAGCGACCGGAGUGUGGUCACAGGAUCAUGCGCAACGCUCAGGCAUGUGUCUGGAUCUGA